AUGUCUAAUCAACCACAACAAUCAAAAUUAAAUAAAGAUUCUCAACCUUUGGUAAGUGGUACACCAGUUACACCAUUUUACCAAAGACAUUUUUCAAACCCAACUACUACGCCUUCUUCAUCCUCUUCUUUUAAUUAUUCAACACCACAUCAACCUCCACAAACUCAAACCAAAACACCUUCAACCAUUUAUCGUUUCCAAUCACCAUAUCACCCAUACUUGACACCUGACACCGAUUCUAGAUCUUUAUAUGAUGUGAACACACCCAAUCAACUUUCAUCAACCAAUGACAAAAAUGUCCAUUCACCACCAAGAGUCACAAUUCCAAUCUCUGAGCUUAGAAAUUUAUCUCAAAAGUUUUUAUUAUCAAUGACAUUGGAAACUAUUCAAUGUAUUGAAAAAGAAACAGAAAAGAAAAAGGUAAAAGUUAGAGAAUGGUUCCGUUUUAAUGUGUUUUCUGAUAAUCAAGAAAUUCCAUGUGUUCAAAUACUUCGUACUGUCUAUUCUGUUUUUUGUUUAUUGACAAAGUCUUCCAAACUCUCACUUGAUAUCAGUUCCACCUUUCAACAAUUUUGGAAUUCUCUUACCAGAACUAGAUCCGUAUGUACCUAUUUCAUCAAAAUCAAUUCAUCUGAUACCAAAACUUUUGCACAACAACCAAAACAAUACCAAAGUUCAAAAUGUACCAAUUAA
This is a messenger RNA of Cavenderia fasciculata, 693 nucleotides long. RefSeq lists its product as uncharacterized. The coding region runs from base 1 to 693 and encodes 230 amino acids. The record is from RefSeq and is a predicted model, not a curated record. NCBI's taxonomy places the organism in Eukaryota, Evosea, Eumycetozoa, Acytosteliales, Cavenderiaceae. The transcript is spliced from 3 exons.